GUAGCUUGUCUCCUGUACUAGCGAGAGGGAUCCUCUUGUGGUGUUUUGGUCCAGGCGAGUCCACUCACAAAAAUGACAGCAAGGAAGUCUGGCUCACGACUUGAGACCGAGAUAGAGCGGUGCCGUUCAGAGAGUCAAUGGGACAAGAUACCGGAGUUAGUGCGACAGCUCUCGGCCAAACUCAUAUCAAACGAUGACCUCGGAGAGUUGUUGCAGGGAGAAUGCAAGCUUCAGACUUACCUGAAGGAGAACCCCAUCAAACAGGGGGCCAGUCCCAGGGGCUCGCGACCUAAACUGGUGGAGGUCAGGAAACAUCUGACUGCUGCUCUGGACAGAGGGAACCUCAAGGCCGACUACAUCCAGGAAGCCAGCCUGCUGAUGGCCAAGCUGUGCUAUGUGGAGGGAGAGCACAGAGACGCUUUAGGUCACUACAGCAGGGUGAUCCUGGAGGACAUGCAGCUUGGGGGGGCUCCUGUGUACAGGCUGUCCAUGAUAGCAGAGGCAUAUGCUACUAAAGGACUGUGCCUGGAGAAAGUCUCGGCCGCCUCUCCGGCUCUGUCCAAUCAGAACACUGGGUCUCCAGCGUCCAAUAGGAGCACAACAGACCGGGAGCAGGAUAUCAUCACCUGCUAUGAGAAGUCUGGAGACAUCGCGCUGCUCUACCUGCAGGAGGCUGAGAAGGCAUUGUCAGCAGGUAUUCAGAACCGCAGCCCGAAGCCCGGCCCGACUGCCCAGGAUCUGGAACUGGGCUACUUCCUGGAGACGGGCCUGCAGAGAGCACACGUCAUCCACUUCAAGAACGGCAACCUGACACGGGGCGUGGGCCGGUUUCGGGAGAUUCUCCGAGCUGUGGAGAACAGAACCACCCAGAGCCUGCGCAUGACUAUAGCCAGACAGCUGGCAGAGAUCCUGCUCAGAGGGAUGUGUGAACAAAGCUACUGGUCUCCUCUGGAAGACCCACCCACCGUGUCGCCAUUGGACGAUCCCACACGGCAGGGACACACUAUCAGCAAGAACUACAGCCUGAGCCGACGUCCCCGGGUCUACUCAGGAGAGAAUCUGUUUUGCCCGCAGGAGAACACAGAGGAAGCUCUGCUGCUGCUGCUCAUCAGUGAGUCCAUGGCUAACCGGGACGCCGUCCUCAGCAGGAUCCCUGAGCACAACAAUGAUCGCAUCAUCAGCCUGCAGUCGGCCUCUGUGGUGUACGACCUGCUGACCAUCGCUCUGGGCAGGAGGGGGCAGUAUGAGAUGCUGUCAGAGAUUCAAUUCCCCAAACAUGAAUGUUUUAUUGCAAUCCAGUGGAGAUGUGUCGUGUGUGUGCAGUGUUUGGAGAGAGCCAUGAAGUUUGCCUUCGAGGAGUUCCACCUGUGGUACCAACUCGCUCUGUCACUAAUGGCUGCUGGGAAAUCAGCGCGUGCCGUUAAAGUCCUGAAGGAGUGCAUCCGUCUGAAGCCAGACGACCCCACCAUCCCACUGCUGGCUGUCAAGCUGUGUAUCGGGCCCCUGCACUGGCUGGAUGAAGGGGAGUGCUUUGCCAACAUUGUGAUUGACAUGGGGGAGAAAGCAGCCGAGUUCAGAGCCAAAGGCUUCCUGGCCAUCGGGCUGGUGUACAGCCUGAAAGCCACUGACGCAUCGCUGCGGAGCACGCAGGAGGAGUACCAGAGGAAAGCUUUGGGAGCCUUCCAGAGAGCUCAGAGUCUGUCUCCCACGGACCAUCUCGCAGCCUUCUACCUGGCGCUGCAGCUCGCCGUGUCCAGACAGAUCCCAGAGGCUCUAGGCUACGUACGACAGGCGCUGCAGCUUCAGGGCGAUGACGUCCACUCCCUUCACCUGCUCGCCCUGCUGCUCUCCGCUCAGAAACACUACCACGACGCGCUUAAUAUCAUAGAGAUGGCUCUGUCCGAGUACCCCGAGAACUUCAAUCUGCUGUACACCAAGGUGAAGCUGGAGUCCAUGUGCCGAGGACCGGAGGAAGCUCUGCUCACCUGUAAACACAUGCUGCAGAUCUGGAAGAGCUUUUACAACCUCACUAACCCCAGUGAUUCAGGCCGUGGCAGCAGUCUGCUGGACAGAGCCAUAGCAGAUAGACGGCAGCUCAACGCCAUGACCCUGCCUGACUUCAGCGACCCAGAUACAGUCUCAGGUUCUUCUUCAUCCCACUGUAGUUCUGAACCCGUCUCCCCUACCUCCCCGUCCACCAUUUCCACACUCUCCUCCCCUCUGUCCUCACCCACUUCCCCUGUCUUCAUCCUCCAGCCUCCUCCUCUCCCUCCACACAAAAACGUAUCCUUCCUCCCUUCUGCUGGCCCUUUACCUCCUCCUCCUCCUCCUCCUCCUCCUCCUGCGCCCAACAAGAACAGGACUCACUCCUUUUGCAACCACAUCAAUCUCCGUCCGCUCUCCAAUUGUAAUCCUCCUCGGCGACCACUCUGCCUGUAGCAUGGUGUGAAGAGUGACCUAAAAGAAAACGGCUCUUUGAUUGCUUGUGUGUUUAGUGAUGAGAGCAUUCCCCAGGUUUUUGCUCUGGUAAUCCAAAGUAUGUGGAUAUUAGUGGACCAGAAAUAUCCUAAAUAGAGGAUUAGCGGCUCAGGAGAUUGUCAAAAUUGAGCAACUGCCGAAAGGACAAGUUUAACACUAAACAGACUAACCGUUAGGACCGGAUGUGCUUCAUAUUCACAGAUAGUUCUCAGUCCUGCAAACAGAAGCUUGAGCCUUGAUGCUGCAGUUGUUUUUUCAGCUUACUCAAGGUCUCAGGUUAACUUACACACUUUAGUUUAACUCCAAACACUCUCAAGUGAGACAGGGACAAUAUCUAUCAGUUUAGCUCUCUUUUUCCCUUGGAUAUUAUAAAAACGUAGUUUUACAUACAGCUUUACUGUCUCUUCACAUCUAUCUACUUCUCCCCUGGCCGUGUGUCUCUUGUUUUUGUUAGUCUUCUGCAUCCUCCUCCUUUCUCUUUCUAUUUCGGUGAGGAUAUUACAUUUGAGCCAACAUGAAUCUGUCUUGUUUCCAACCUUGUGUUGUCUCUCCAUGUUGCCAUCUCUUAUACUAAUGAUGUUUGCACUGAAAAUAAUGGCUGUUAUUUAGUCAAAUCAUUUAAGCUCAUAGAAAUGUCACUGUAGAUUUUUCUCCAGAGGGGGAUUAUAAUAAGUCAGACCAAGAACAAUUACAUCAUCUAAAAUCACAAUGAUCAAAAUUACCAAAAAUCUAUUUGAUUACUUUAUUAGUAUACUACUUAAAUAUAUAGUCCUUUAAAAAGCUUUCCAUUCCUAAUUCCAAUUUAAAUGCAAAAUAGAUCCUUUGCACCUCCAUAUUUUAAGGAUACACAAACCUAAGAGAAUUAUAGCAAAGUAGGUUAUUUAAGAUACUAUGCAUGUUUUAUAGGUUUGUAUUUAACAUCUUUUCACCCUCUGUCUGAAAGCAGAGCCCAGUCUGCUCUGAUUGGUGAGCUGGCUGCCUCUGUGAUUGGUUAACCAUUUUGAGAUGUCCCGCCCCAGAAAGAUAUAAAGAGGUCCUAUUAUCUAUUAAGCGUUUGACCAAUCAGAGCAGACUGGGCUCUGGUUUCAGACAGACGGUGAAAAGAGGUGCUGCAGCACAGGCAGUAUGAGAAAAAUAAAGAGCUUUUUGAACAUUAAAGCAUGGAGACAUGUCCCAGUAGAGGCACAGAAUAGUAAGAAGCUGAAUAUGAUUAUAAUAUGUCCUCUUCAACAUUUAUGGCUAUGUAUGUACAGAUGUGCUCAUAUUUAAGCAUUUAUUUGAACAGAUUACAGCAUAGGAUAACUCAAGUGGAAGCAGCAUUUUAUCUAAAGUAAGGAAUAAAAACCUCUUUAACGUGCUCUACAAUCUUCCUUUAUUAUUUAUUUGGAGAUUUCCUCUCUGUCUCUUCCUUUUCCUCAAUCAUUAACAAUCGUAUUUCUGUUUUUUUCCCAUCCCUCCGUUUUUUCAAGGCGGCUUUCAGGACGCUAACACUCUUGGUUUUUCCUCCAUGUUUUCUGUUUGUAAGUAGCCAUGUAACCUCCAUCUGACCUUCUUUUAUCCAUCCAUUGCUCCGUCCACCCUCUGAUCCCAGCUGACCUUCCUUUACCCCGACUAGGUUCCGAUAUAUGUACAUUAUUUUAGGAAGGGAAAAUGUACAUAUAUCCUCUGCUUUAACCUGAUGUCCACAGCCAGUAGUUAGGAGAAUUGUACUGAAUGUAUAUCAAGUUGAUGGUAUUUGAUUUUAAAGGAAUACAACGACUUAAAGGAAUAUAUAUCCUAAAACGUCAAAUGCUUAUCCAUUUCAGCAGAGCAAAUGCGGACAGAGGCAUAGCAAUAUGAACAUUUUAUUUCCCAAUAUCCUGGCCAUGAUUUUAUCCUGAGAAUCAUCAAAUAAUCAAAAACACAAAAUCUAUAAAUAACCUAAAACUGUUUAAUUUGAGUUUCUUUUUAACCUUUUUUUUUUGUUGAAAAAAUGAGUAUUCUAUGACAUGUUAACAUUUUGAACAAAGGGUAUUUAAACCCAUUCUUACUCGUUAAAAAUAAAAUAGCACUAUGCAUACUGGAUAGCAUACUUUUUGAUUAGAAAUGAACAUUUGUUGCCAAAUUUGUUGUUAAUAGUGAACAGUGUUUAGAGUUAAAAACAUUAAAAAAAACCUGAAUAAAUAAAGAUUAUAUUUCUUUUAAUUUAUUUUUUAUUUCUGGAUUUUAUAUAUUAUUAUUACCCUGAAAAUGGAAAUUCACCAGUUAUACCAUAAUUAUACACCAUAUUAUAAUAUAUUAUAUUACAUAGCAUAUAUAUUAAAUGUAUUACUAGAUUAUAUUUAAAAUUAUACAAAAAAUUGAAAAUGAUAUUUAUUUUAUUAUAUAGAGAUUCACCACGGUUAACCCUUUUUUUUUUUUUAAAUGAAUGCAACCCACAAUCAAAUCCUUAAUUUUCCAAUCCGUAGAAGCAGCUUCCUGCAUGCAGCACUAAUCAUCUGGAUUGUGGCUGUACGAUUAAUAAAUCAUGGCAAUAACCACUCGAGAAAGUGGUAAAGUCAUAACAUAGUGCAUAUCCAACAAACUCUAAUGGAAACGUUGUUCAAUUAAAAGAUAGCCAAUUGAUCAUCUUGUUCAAGAGAAAUGUUUGUUUUAUUUGUUACAUCCGUGCAUUUCUUCCUGUCAGUCAGUGUAUUCCUUUGAUUCAGUGAGCAGCUUUGGUGCAUGUGUUGCUGUGUGAAAUGUUAGGCACAAGGCACGGCCCGAGGCUUCCUACCUACUCUGCUAGCAAAUGUCUAAUGGCACCAAUUGAAAACUUCUAUCCAUUCAAAAGAAAAUCUCAUGGUUUUCUCAGUUUUAUAUAACAUCCAGUUCAUAGAUUGACUUGAAUAACGGGGUACAAAAUGGUCAGAGUGAAAGCAAUUCAUAAGAAAAUACACAGCAUGACUACUUCUGUUCAUUUUUAUGAAACUCCAACUAACCGCUGACUGAAUAGCACUUUGUUCUUUCACCCACAAGGCCACAUGUCCUACCGUCGGUCUAUAAGCAUAUCCAUAAGAGCCUUGCAUAACAACAGCGUAGAAAAGUGAAAGGGUGGAUUUGAGGGAAACAACAUGCUGGAUAUCCAUAAAUGGAGAGAUUGAUGAAACACUUAAAAGAGGAUUAUUCAGUAUUAUUCAACCGACACCCCGUUUCCCCAUGUUUUGUGAUUAAUUACUGAAACGGACAAAACAAUUUCUGAAAUGAUCAGUGUAAUCAUAUCAAUUCCACGCCGUCAUUAUUCGUCCACAAAUAUUACUUGCCAUUACUCAAGCCAGUAAUGUUGCCUUUAAACUGGCAUUUCUAAAGGGUUUUCUUUUAAUUGAUUAGUUUUAGUUACAGUUGUGAUGAAUUUCUUGGCUUCUGAUGAUGUGUUGAUAUUAUGCAACUUGUGGUUCAUAAAAAGAAGAAAUAUUUUCACAGGCAUUCAUCAAAGAAAACAGGCCUUUACAAGAGUCUAACUAAUCCAAACAAAAGAGGCUAAACUCAAAUAAAAUCAUAAUCAAAGUUAGAUCAUCUUUCUGUAUAUUCUGUUGUACAUAAUAUAAUGAACGGUUGUCUGAACGGCGUCUCCUCCACAGGUUGCCCAUAUCUAUGUCUGUUAAAGGGGCCCUACUAUGUUUCUGGGGGGUUUCCCUUCCCUGUAGUGUGUUAUAUAGGUUUUAGUGCAUGUAAAUGGUCUACAAAGGCUAAAAUCCCUGUGUUCCCUCCAGUGGGAGUUUCUCACCCACACACUACCUGAAACGCCUCCAUUGGACUCCUUUGUCUACCUCUAGAACAUAAAGACAUAACUUUGUAACAUAUAGCUUUUGGCUCCAACACUUUGUACGUGAUAGGCGGGACAUCUCUAAGCAGUUGACCAAUCAAAACAGACCAAGCUAACCAAACAAGACAGGCUUGAUUUCUUAGCUGACCAUGGAAAUAUGCCAUGGGAAUAGUAGUCUUGUAUAGUGCCUUGACUAUAGAGGUCACAAAAAAACUCUAACUGGCUCCAGCAAACACUAAGCUAUGUUUUCUAAACUGCAACAAAACAAACUCUCUGUGACUCCCACUCACCUUUCCUCUCUGACAACAAGUCGAGUGACACAAAAAAAACAAGCCAAUCUCACGAAAGGUAAAGGAAAUGUUUUAUUUCUCUGUAGGGUCUUUUUCUAAUAGUGUAGUAAAGACACUCAUGCUGUCAAUACCAAUCCAGUCCCACUUUUAAUGCUAUUGUGUGUAUGUGUGAGAGAGAUGGACAUCCAUUAAACACACUUUUAAAGCACAAAGAAACACACUCUUGCGUGCUUUGCUCUCUCUCUCAGACACAAACACACACACAGCUUUAAUAUUCAAAACUUGUCUUUCUAUCCUCGUCUCACUCGUCUUUUACACAUACUUCCUGUCCCCUACGACCCCGACACACAGCUCGUGUCUUUGUAGUUGAAAGAGUAUUUUGGACCAUAGAGAACAGAGUAAUAGGAGAAGGGGAUGGGUGAUGGUUGAUUAAGGUAAAGCUUUUAUUCCGGCGAGGUUCGACCAUUCGCCAUUUUCAUUUUUGUCCAUGUUCAGGAUAUAAACAUUGCAUAUUAAUAUAGUUAUAUAAUCACUACAGGCUGCAAAUGACGUGACUUAAAAACCAAAAAAGUUUGUCUACCACGUUAGACUAGCAUUAGUAUUUUUGAAGAAAUGUAAAGCUUAAUCAGUGUCUGUAUUUUCAGUAUGUAACGACAGGAACUUAACUAUUUUUCAAAUUAUAAAAGUUGUAUAGUUCAAAAAAUGUAUCUAAAUCCAAAUUGCACACACAGAACAGAUCUUAUUGAGUUUAGUCAUCAAUGUUAAGUUCAUAUCUAUCAAUUAAAUGUAUUGAAAAUAUACAUUUUUACAUUUUGACAUUUUUAUGGUACGGUGGCCAACAGGUGCAAAAACGCUACAAUGGCCAAAAACAUUUCCAUUAGGAGAAAUGCUUUGAAGUUAAACAUGCUGCAAAUUAAAAAAACACAUGCAGAUGAAGAAAGGUUUAUUGAAAGAUCAGAUCAUAAUGGAUUUAGUCGUACAUUUUCAGUCAGAUUGAUCAGUUAUGGUUAAAAAUAUACUUUUUCAGACAUUUCUACAUUAUUUUGGUUAACGUUGGAUUCAGGGAACCCAUAAAUUAUGAGUUUGACUAAACUUGUUCUGUGUAAGAGCAGGAUAUGAUCAAAUAAUACACCAGAAGACGUCUUAUGUUUUGCUUUCACAGAUCUGCAGUGUGCUCCUGCAGUCCCUUGCGGUGGCCAUUUUGCCUCCCUGUUAUAAUGUAUUCCAAAUGCAGACACAAAAUCUGAGACGCACUUACUAAUCAGCUGAGUGCAGGUUGAUGCAGUGUUUAUGCAUGGUUGUGUAGAAAUUAAUCCAUUUAAACCUGGUUAAUCCAGGGCCCAUAACACUGUGUGCAGCGUGUGGAAUGGUGUGGACUGAUUAAAGGCUUUAGAGCAGGAACAGGAGUCUGCGAGCCCAGAGUUGUGAGCUUUACCCAAACACUCCAGAUUUCACUUCCUGUUUCUGGGAAAUCUGAUGUUGUUUGGUGUAAUUAAAAGCCGCUGAGUGCUGCAGUAGGUAGUCAGCACCUGCAGGAGA
Eleginops maclovinus (Patagonian blennie) is the source of this 8091-nucleotide messenger RNA. It is a transcript of the gene ttc7b, whose product is annotated as tetratricopeptide repeat domain 7B. Lineage: Eukaryota; Metazoa; Chordata; Actinopteri; Perciformes; Eleginopidae. Gene Ontology annotation, molecular function: protein binding. Gene Ontology annotation, biological process: phosphatidylinositol phosphate biosynthetic process; protein localization to plasma membrane. Gene Ontology annotation, cellular component: plasma membrane. The record is from RefSeq and is a predicted model, not a curated record. The transcript has 18 exons. Bases 73 to 2439 code for a protein of 788 amino acids.